UGCGCCUAUCUCUCAUCUUAACGCUGAAGUGCAGAACGCUCUUGUGCGAAGAACGAAGAAGCGGAAGAUUGGAAAGAACGAAGACGAACUCACGAGCCUGAACCCUGCGACGAAGACGCGACAAACAGGAAUAGGAGAACCGCAGAACGCCAGCUGCGCCGCCGUACCCGCCCACUCCGGCUCUCUGCUCUCCGCCUUCCGAACCCUGUUCUGCCCGGCCGCUUGGGCUCUGUCUCCAGCUCCGCUGCUCCAGCCUCCAGCAAUGUCAUUUUAUUCUCGUCAACGCGAUUUCAUGUUCUGUAUGUGUGGAGCUUUCCUCUCCUUGGAUUCAAUCAAGUAUGCACAUUGCCCAGCUUGCAAAAACAGGGUUAACAUGAAAGAUAUCAUUGGAAAAGAGAUACGGUAUACAAUUUCUGCAGAGGCUAUUAGAAGGGAGUUCGGCGUAUCUUCUUCAUUUGAUGAUUUUGAAGAAGAGAAGGAAUUGAAACAGAUGGAUUAUAAUGCAAAAUGCAAAGUGUGUCAAUAUAUGGGGAUGGCAUAUGUUGCUAGACAGAUAAGGUCUGCUGAUGAAGGCCAAACUAUCUUCUACACAUGCACUCAAUGUGGAAAUAAACAAACAGAGAAUUCGUAGACACAACAAUCUCGUCAUCUCCGCUGCAUGAAGCUUUUUAUAUCGCAUAUACCUCUAUCUUAUUAACAGCUACGGUCGUUGUUUACACCUUUUAUUCUCAUUCGCACUUGAUAUUUCACAUAUUAUUACUAUCAUCAUUGCUAGUGUUGUUAUUAUUAUAUUAUUAUUAUUACUCUGUAAUCUGUAUGAUGCAACAAAGUAGAGUAUGGAUGUCACCAAGUAAGAUGCCUGCAUGUUCCGCAAAUAGGUCUAUAAAUUCUAGAAA
Messenger RNA from Cuscuta epithymum, 896 nucleotides. Lineage: Eukaryota; Viridiplantae; Streptophyta; Magnoliopsida; Solanales; Convolvulaceae. The record is from the annotation of a GenBank genome assembly.